AAAAAGCACUUCAUUAAGGCUUUCGUUUCAGUGCGCUAGCUGCUUCGCACCGCUUAUCAACGGGUGUUCGAUUUGUGUGCAAUGAAUUUUGUUUAGCAAAGCACAGAUUUUGAAAUUGUUCAUCUGUAUUUCGCGAGUGUUUGCCUUUUUUUCAUUGAAAGACUGCACUUCUCGCGUGUCCGUUCAGGAUAAAACAACCUAUAUCAAUACCCUCCACAAGUGCAACAUUGCAGAAAAAGCUCUACAAUGAGUAAGCACGCUUGGGUGACACUGGCAACCAAUGAUUCGUACUCCCUGGGAGCACUCGUUGUGGCACAUUCGCUGAAGAGAGUGCACACGGAACAUCAGCUAGCCGUAUUGAUUACACCAGGUGUAUCGGAGGCGAUGAAGACGAAAUUACGAAGCGUCUUCAACGUCGUGGAAGAGGUUAAUCUGUUCGAUUCGAAAGACGAUUCGAAUCUUGCCCUUUUGAAACGCCCCGAGUUGGGUAUAACCUUCACGAAAAUGCAUUGUUGGCGUCUCACGCAGUUUGAAAAGUGUGUUUUUCUCGACGCCGAUACGCUUGUGUUGCGUAAUUGCGAUGAAUUGUUCGAGCGCGAGGAAUUAUCAGCUGCACCCGAUAUCGGCUGGCCAGAUUGCUUCAAUUCCGGUGUCUAUGUAUUCCGGCCAAACCUGGACACGUUUGCCAGUUUGCUGCAGUUCGCUGUAACCAAUGGAAGUUUUGAUGGCGGCGAUCAGGGUCUGUUGAAUGCAUAUUUUUCUGAUUGGGCCCAUACGGACAUCAAAAAGCAUUUGCCCUUCAUUUACAACACAACAUCUGUAGCUACCUAUUCAUAUUUGCCUGCAUUUAAACAAUUUGGCCAAAACACUAAAAUUUUUCACUUUAUCGGAAUCGCCAAGCCAUGGUUGCAAAACUUCAAUUCCGAGACGCGCAAAGUAUACGUGCCUUCUGAGUGGCAGCAUCUGGCUAACUUUCUUCAGUACUGGUGGGACAUAUUUGCAGAAGAUGUCCACGCACGCCUAAGCCCAGAAAUGAGCGGUAUUGCUGGGGCUUUAGCUCAGUUGCAUCUUGGAGAAGCAAAGUCUAAGGAGCAAGAAGCGUACGAGGAACAUAUGCGUCGUCAGUGUUGGGAAACCGGAAACAUAGACUAUAUGGGUCGGGAUUCGUUCGAGAAUAUUUGGAAACGCAUUCAACAAACGCUCAGCGUCGCUGGUUCGCAAGUCGAUGAAAAAGAUAAUGAAGCGCUUCAAAAUACUUCCCAAGACUCCAAGGUAUCAACGACAACACCGCGUUCUAGUCGUCGUUCGUCUCGAUCGCCAUCGGCUUCGCGAAAACGAGAUCCCAAAGAUCGUUCACCAACACCGCAACCGGAGGAAAAGCUUCCUAUCCCCGAUAAAAAGGAAGUUCACGGCGUUCGGCCACCGCCGGUCAUUGCGGAGGAAGACGAUGAUGCAAAUUUGAUUGUAUCCGCCAUUAUCAGUACUAGUAGCCUUGCGAUGCGACGUCAAAUGAAGCUGCCAUCAACGAACCACCAGCUAGGGUCACUGAACAUUGCAACACCAUUGACCAAGCAAGUCUUUACAGAUUACCAACAGCUUACAACGACUUCAGCUAGCACCGAUGGGAAGCGAACGAUCAGCACGCACACGAACGUCGAUUCAUUUUCCGUUGAAAGCGUUCAAACAAAGUCAAACGAUAGGCGUCGUCCGUUGCUUAUUGCUCAAGAGAAACCAUCUUCCGAAGAUGCUGAUCCACACAUGACGACUACAACACGACCCGGCCAGGAUGUGCCAGAUUGUAGUAAGGUGCCAAAAGAUGGAGUUUCCAGCUCCACCGCUUUGCCGAAGCAAAGUGGAUCAGGCCCAGCUGCACAACUUACGUCCAGACAAGAGACAAAGCCGGCUGAAAGCACGCUCCCAGGAAAGGGUGGUGAUAAGGUUGAUCUACCGUCCAAAUCUACAUCACCGCCAACGCCACCACAACAGCAUCAACAGGUGGCACAGGAGUCCCUUGCAGCACGACUCAUUCGAACGUUCUGCACCAUCUUGUAGAGAAAAUGCUACUCUCCUUAAUACGUGUUGUGUGUGUGUCUUCUUUUUUGAAAAAUAAUUUCUCUGAUCCACACAAAAAUGGUGCUCACAAAUUUAAAAUGCAUCAACGAUGCUCUAUCAACAGAGCUUUAUGAACGAUGAGAUACGAUUAGCUUGAACCGUUUGGUUUAAAUGCAAAUUUGUCUGCCCAAACUUGCUCAUGGCGCAUCAACAUUGACACUAAAAUGAUUAUAGCCGUGGUGGAUCACGUGUGUGGAAUCAAUUUGGAAUCUCAUUUUCGUUGCAAUCGAUCAUCGACUACAAAUGAAAUAUAUUUUCUUUCCAAAUCUUUAAAUUACAACAACUACAACUACAAACAACAAGGCAAACAUAUUUUCCAGCAAAAGGUCAUACUGCUAGAGACUUUCGUGCCAAGAAAUAAA
Anopheles nili is the source of this 2474-nucleotide messenger RNA. It is a transcript of the gene Gyg, whose product is annotated as glycogenin-1. Gene Ontology annotation, cellular component: cytoplasm. The record is from RefSeq and is a predicted model, not a curated record. The transcript has 8 exons. NCBI's taxonomy places the organism in Eukaryota, Metazoa, Arthropoda, Insecta, Diptera, Culicidae. Gene Ontology annotation, molecular function: glycosyltransferase activity. Bases 247 to 2052 code for a protein of 601 amino acids.